Messenger RNA from Staurois parvus, 263 nucleotides. The record is from the annotation of a GenBank genome assembly. NCBI's taxonomy places the organism in Eukaryota, Metazoa, Chordata, Amphibia, Anura, Ranidae.
AUAUAGUGAAUGCAGGGUCCGGGGAGACCAGAUAUAGUGAAUGCAGGGUCCUGGGAGAGCAGAUAUAGUGAAUGCAGGGUCCUGGGAGAGCAGAUAUAGUGAAUGCAGGGUCCUGGGAGAGCAGAUAGAUAUAGUGAAUGCAGAGUCCUGGGAGACCAGAUAUAGUGAAUGCAGGGUCCUGGGAGACCAGAUAUAGUGAAUGCAGGGUCCGGGGAGACCAGAUAUAGUGAAUGCAGGGUCCAUGCUGCACCAGUUUUAGUAAA